Fomitopsis serialis is the source of this 1631-nucleotide messenger RNA. RefSeq lists its product as uncharacterized. Lineage: Eukaryota; Fungi; Basidiomycota; Agaricomycetes; Polyporales; Fomitopsidaceae. The transcript has 6 exons. The record is from RefSeq and is a predicted model, not a curated record. Bases 350 to 1303 code for a protein of 317 amino acids. Gene Ontology annotation, molecular function: RNA binding.
UCCCACAGUGGCUUAGCGCCCUCGGAGACCUUCGGUCGCUAAGGCGAACGGCACGUGUUGGCUCUCAAUACAAGGCUGGUGCCGCUUUUGGUUCAUUUGCAGGUUGCUUGGGUUCCUUCUAGUGGCUCUCGGGCGUAUUCAGUUCAUCCGAUGGGACGAGAACUUUGAUUCCAUGGUCACAACGUCAAGGACCCAUAUCUGUUCACGGAAGUAUAAAGCUCAUCCCGUCAGAGGGAUCAUCGCUCAGCAUCCGCAAGACCUCAAGCUGCAAGACUCCUCAAGACUCCGCUGCAAGACACAUCAGACCACGACCGCGCAAGACAUCCCAUCCUUGAAACGUACAGAAGAUAUGGUUCGCUUCCACGCCCCAUCCAACUCGUCAUUCACAGCUGCUGCCGCGGCUACCAAUAGGCGUCUGGCGGAGGCCCCCCUCCGACCCACUCUUCCCAAACCGGGACUUCCGAGGGAGGGAGAUGGCGGCAAAGGCCAGGCGCAGGAUAAGGGCAAGGCCAGAGCUACCGACAAGGGCAAGGGCAAGGCGAUAGACAAGGGCAAAGGCAGAGCCAGAACUCCUGCCCCCAUGGAUAUCGGCGCCAAAGAAAAGCUCAAAAUGAAUAUGAAGCGAAAGGCGGUCUUGCCACCCAAUCUGAGGAGGCCGCAGUGGUGUCAUCUCUACGUCGGCAACCUCGUUCGCGGAAUCACACAAGAAAUGUUGGCCGACUUCUUCAAGAAGAACAGAUGCGGCAAGGUCAUGCGCGUCAUCAUCCGCACGACUUCGGGCGUACCCGCGUCGGCCCACUCGUCUCUUCCUAGCAGUCUUACAGAUAGGAUGUAUGCCUCUGUCGAGUUCACGGAUGUCUUCGCGAUCCGCAGAGCCUUGGCACUGAAUGGUGCCAAAUUGAACGGCGCUAGGCUCACGAUAUGCCUUACUCCCGCCGAGCUGCCUGAAAUUCAGGACAUAGUCAAGACCCACAUGGGAGGCAAGGCUGUCAGGGCACUCAAGCGCAUCACGAUCGAACGCACUCAGGCCGUUGUGGCCGUUGGCCCUCCAGACGCUCCUCAGGCAGGUCCUUCUCGGGUCCCUCGAGCCGGCCUUUCCAGGGCUCCUCAGGCAGCUCCUAGAGCUCCCAAGGCCGGCCCCAGGAUUCCUCAGGCAGGCCCUUCCAAGGCUCCUCAGGCCGAACCCGCAGCUCACAGCUCGCCUCGCAAGUCCAAGGCUCAGCCGGUGCCCGAUGUAGUACUACCGCCGAUCCUCCAGAAGCUCCAGGUGAUGGGCGUGUCUUUCGCGCAGACGAUUGCGUAAUGAUGGACAGUGUACGGUCCUCCAUGGUUCAGAAAUCUAGACGAGCUAGCCAGACUAGCCCAUCACGCCGUUAUGCAAUGCGCCCGAUACACAGGGUGGAGCACGCUCAUUUCGCCUGUAUCUCUUUUGUCUUCCUUACCCGGCCAGUGUACAAUAGACUCGUGUAGCAUAUGUAGACAUGUAUGUGGAGGCAUCGCCUAGCAAUACGCAAUGCGAUCAAUGCUCGUGCGCGCGCCGGGUGUAAGUUGAGACUUGUUGAGUUGAUGCUUCGUAAGCCGCGAGACCGCCAAUCAAAGCGUCGCAAGUGGAAGUCGUGACAGGUGCUGGC